AUUGGACAUCCUCGGCAGUUGUCGUCUGGUAACGGCGACGGCGUUGUGGGCGUGUGUGUACGAGUGCUAGCGCUGGCGCGUAGCACUCCUGAGUGGUGUUGAUUUCUACUCCCGCAAUUUCCCCAUACCUCGCGUAGAAUUUAUCAGCGAAAAUUUCAUCAGUCUACAUUGCUUGUGCUCACAACAACUCCUGUGUGUGCCAAAGGGACGUGAGAACUCCUGCAUUUACCCUUACUUGUGCAAUGAUCGAGGCUCAAGCGGCUCAAGGUUGACUGCAUCAAGCAUCAGACAACAUCGAAGAAGUGCAGAGAAGCUCGCCGAAGUGCCAAACGAUGCACAAGUGAGCAACCGUCCGUGUCGUCCUCCCGGCGGGCGGGAGACAUCCGGGCCACGACGACGUCGUCGACGCGUGACCUCGUGGUCAGCAUGUGGGCGCAGGUGCAGCUCUCCAGCGCGGCCGCCACCGACGGCGGCGACGCUGCCAACGGCUCGGCGCCUGACGCCAAGGAGUCACCCGCGCCAAGCUCGCGUUCCAAGCACGCCAUGUGCAUCUCGCAAGACGGCUGCUUCUACCUGCUAGCCGGUCGCUCGGCAAACCUGCCACUCAAGGACCUCUGGAGGUUCGACCCCGUGCAAAGCCGUUGGGAGGAGGUUCGUUGCCGUGGAUGCCGACCGCCCUGCCUGCAGGAACACACCGUCGUCUCCUGGAAGGGCAAGUUGUACGUGUUCGGCGGCGAAGUUGGCUUCGCGUCGACGGGCGAGACACCGCUGUGGAUAUUCGAUACAGGUAGCUGCACGUGGCGCAAGCACCCGGGGGGCGGCGAGCGCCAGCGCCCCACUGGCCGCCGGGGCCACACGAGCGUGGUGUACAACGGCGCCAUGCACGUGUUCGGCGGAUACCAGGACCUGCGAGGAUCUUCCUCCCAGUUGUGGGCCUUUCGAUUCGACACUGAGCAGUGGGAGCUGACGUGUGGUGAAGGAGGCAACGGUGCCGGCGACCACCCCCCUGCGAGGCACAACCAUUCGUGCGUGGUGCACCAGGGCGCCAUGUGGGUCUACGGAGGACUCACGGACCUGCAGGAACGGGCCGACUUCUGGACCUACCACUUCGACACCGGUCGCUGGAGCCGAAUACGGCAGCCCAAGGGCGGCCCCGCCGAACUGCACGGGCACGCAGCGGUGCAGGCCCAGGGCUUCAUGUACCUCUUCGGUGGAGAGCGGGCGGGCGCUGCCAACAACGACCUCUGGAGGUUCCACUUUGCGAACGAGACGUGGGAGAAGGUGGCGGUGGAGGGCGUCGUGCCGACGCCCCGGUGCCGUCACGUGGCCCUCGUCAACCCGGGACUGGCCACGUGGGCCGACCGCGUGUCCGCCGCCAAGGAGGACGAGGAAGGCGGCACGGCGCUGCACCAGCACCGGCCGCGCCACGGCCGGGCCGCCUCGCUGCGCUUCAAGGUGCACCCGGUGUCCCGACUAUGCAGCAAGAGCACGGGCUCCCAGGACGACGACGAGGACGAUGACGCCGGCUGCGCGUACGGCGGCUGCGGCGCCCAGGUCAACCUCAGGUCCCUGAAGGAGAAACUAUCCAGCAGCCGGCUGGUGCGCAGCAUCUCCAGCGGCAGCUACUCCGUGGGCAGCGGCUUGCGCCGAGACGAGACCGAGAAGCUGCUUGAAGGAGUGGACCCGGCGUCCGGCGUGCCCACGCCGCAGGCCAUCCAGAAGUCCGCGAGCACCGACGCCGUGCUCGAGGCGUCCGACAGCAGCGGGGAGUCCACGCCCCAGCACCAGCGCAAGCGGCAGCUGAGCGUGCGCGUGCGGCCCCUGUCGGAGAUACUGCCGCGCAACAGGGACUGCUCGGUGCCCGUGCCUCCGGGAAUGCUGAGCCCGCCGCCGCAGGGUGGCAGAUCCCGGCGCAUCACCAGUUCGCAGAGCUUGAACACCUUCAACGUCUCUUCCUCGGCGGUCGCGGCUGCCCCCGCGCGGUCCGGGGCCAGUUGCUGCUGCACGCCCACCGCAACCACCGGAGGGAGCAGCGACCAACAGCACACGCCCUGCGAGAACGCCACCGACCCCCGCGCGGACUUGCUCAUCGACCUCGACCAGAGCAACGUCAGGUACCGCGUGGGUGGGCCCCGACGCUCUACCAGCAGCUACACGUGGUUCUCGGACGCCAGCAGCUCCGGGGCUCCGGCCAGCUCGCCCCUGCAGCUGUCGCACAGCGCGUCCCACUGCUCGGGCUACUACUCGUUCGCCGAGGACGACCCCGAGUUACAGCGCGACAUUAUGAACUUCCUCACGGGUCACGGACCGAGAUCGCGGCCCUCGUCGCUCAACGCCGCCACGGCCGCCGCCAUCGAGCUGAGCACGUUCAGCGCAGCCGCCCAGCCAGGAAUACAGGUGGUGAAGGAGCGCGCGCGCUCCUGGGACCGCGUGUCGCAGCGCACGCCCACCGUGUGCAGCCAGGCGGCCGUGGUGGUGUCCAAGCGGACACCCAUCCAGGCCAUCAAGGAGGAGAGCUGCCAAAGCACGCCCGUGCGCCUGCGCAGCGCCGGCCGAGCGGCGCACGGCAGCCCGCCCGGCGGGCGCACCGAGCUGCACCAGUGGCGCCUCUGCUUCUACGUGUUCGGAGGGCGCGAGCAGGGCGCCCCGGGACUCUACCGGCAGCCCAUCUCCAUCUGGAAGCUAUACGUCUGAGAAACCCACACUACCACCGCCGGAUUACGUGCUGCACCACUCGUCGUGUGCGCGUCUCAACGUCCGUCGGUCACUGGGAAGCAACCGGGCCAUCUUGCCCGUAACAAUUAGGGGACCCAACGUCUGCAGUGGACUUGGCCUCGCUGACCUAGAAGAAAAUGCCGAGAAAAGAGCUGCUGCCUCUCGCACUCCGAUAACUGUCGCAGUGGGGGCAUAAAAAUGGACAUGUUCUCCCUAUUAUGAUAUUGAAAGUGAAGUAAUUUUGCGCUGAUAUGGUUUCGCGGCGCCCUGGUGAGCAUUUUGCCUCCUGGCACUCUUUGGUGGGUGGGUGUGUGUGUGUACGCCUCUUGUUGACCUCACAGCCCUUGCAGCGCAUUUACCUGUGGGAACAACGAACGCAGCACGUUCAGGUCUGGAGAAACGUUACCUGUCCUUAGCUGCGGCGUCGAAUGAGUGUCCGGGUUUUGCGACUUUUGGUCAAUGGUAUGAGCGCUUCUGUGCUCCCUAGCGUGUUGCUUUUUUGGUAUGUCGUUCACCUCGGGAGGGACAGCGCAGUUUCCCGCGCGAGUGUCCAGGAGCCGGCCUGACUCGAAUACGACCAUUCAUGAAGUAUCUAAAUAUAGCUUUAGUGCUAUGGGAAUAAGGUAAUCCGAGGGGCUCGAUUUUAAUUAGGUCUAGGACAUAGGAGAGCUAAAUAGCAAAACUUUGCCAUCCACUGGCAAAAAAAGAAAGAAGAAACCCAACAUUUUCAGAUUUUACAACGUGUGCAGUGGUUUUCUCUCUUUCAUGUUUUUACUCAAGUAUCUUGCUUGGAAAAUUUCAAUUUUGCUAUUCAUUCAGGGCAGGUAUUUGGGUACUAGGAAUGUGUGUGAAGCUAUCUGAACGUGUAAGCACUUGCCAGACACUUUGCUUGCCUACUUGUCUCCGUCGAUUCAACUGUUUGCUGAUAGUGACAACCUGCUGAUGCUUCGGCAGUGAAAUUUAUUUUUCCCCUUUAUGCAUGAAAUGUCCAUUUAACGUCAUGAACGCACAAGAGGCGUGACGUAGCUGCUCGACUUUGUCUUCCAAUUCUCUCCUAAGAUUGUCUUCCUCCUUAUUUCUGUUCCUCUUUUAUUCUAACCACAAAUUCUAUCUUUCCCCACACACGCAAUUGACUCACGCUUGAAGUUCACUGUCAUUUCCGAUACCACAGAUGGUUUUGUCAGAAGCUUCUGGGGAGCUACCAUAAUCCUGUCUCGGCCGUCCGUAUAAAUUCAUUGUAGUUGUACCCUCGAGAGGAAUCAAUCGCAGCACAGCAACUUUUGAAAAACAGCCAAGCAAACAGCUGCACCAUAAUUUGGCGAUUCAAUGUUCAGCUUUAUGAUGAGAGUGAUCAUAGACACGGGCUGUGCAAUACUCUUUGCUUGAAUACUCUCUCCAUCACCUUUCGGAAGUAAAUUCUUUUGGUGAUUUGGCUUGCUAGUAUUAAGGUUUCCUCUGCAUGCACUGCAUAAUCAAUGGGACGAUCUCAAUCAUACAUGAAAAUGUCCAAGGCAGGCUCUACUUGUGAUCUUGUCCUGAAAUGAUAGCAGAUCAUGAUUCUAGAUAUAUUGAUCUCAGUUUGUUUCAAUUAACGUCUGUUCUCGCUUCUUUGUUUUGGUUGUGGUAUUUUUGGCAUAACCGACUGGUUUAAAAUGGUGAAGUGUUGAACCUCAAAGUUGAGCCAUCAAGACUGAGAAUAUGUUGGAUCUGUCUUGAGGCUUUCACAUAAUGUGCAAUAUGGGACAUUGGGUACAACGAACUCAAACACACCUUCGCUGAAACGGAGUGAAGUUGUACCAUGGUUUAGUCUGCAAUGCCAGAUGCCAUUGAGUACAAUAUUAUGUUCUUACUCAAAGCAUUGACAUUACGCUGAGCUGUGUUUUAGCUUGCCAGAGAACGGGCACUGACAUCUCCUUGUUUGUGCAUGUCCACCAUCUCGCGUCUGCAGCUUGCUGAACGGUAGAUUCAACUAUGGCCUCCAGUUGCUGUGCUACCAGUUGCAGAGCAAAUGUCUCGAAUGCCUUAUCAAGACUGGCCCGCCAUCUGGCAUUGCGGAUUACCACACUUUUGCAUUUCUCACUUGGUUUAUUUUCUUAUAUAUGUAUAUAUAAAUUCUUGUACCUGGUUGUUUUAUUCUAAUGGGCUCGAAGCAGAGGUCACAGUGUCCAAGAGUAUUUAUGUGAAGUGCGGAGUUUGGCACUUCUCUCAGCCUCUGGUGUUUAAACAAGGAAUUGUAUUUUUAUUAUGCGCUCAUAGAUAAGUGCUAUGAAUAAUAAUGUAUAUACACAUUCAUGUAUACACAGGCAAGAAAUAUUCAUAUUUUUAAUGACUUUAUCGUUUUUCUCGUACAGCAAAAGGUGAAAAUUAGCUGAAGGCAGCAGUGUGUAUCUUUUAUGGGUCCUUUAUUUAUUUUUUUCCAUGUACAUGCAUCUGAACUGAAGCCAGGAGUGCAGAAUGAAAGCAUGGAAGAGGUAACUGUCUCAAAUCAUUAUUAAUAUUUGGAGGCUGCCCUUAUCAUUUGGUGACUUAAAACAGGGUUAUUUAUAUUGGAUACUCACUGCCCUCCAAAACAUUAUGUACUCUGUCAACCCAAUUUAACAUGAACAGCUUGUCCUAGUAUAAUUUAGAGAUCUGUACAAAUUCGAAGCUUCAUCCCAACCAUGUCCUGCUGAAUCCCCUUGCCCAACCAUGAAUUCAUUUUUAGUCUGCAAAGAUGUACAGAACAGUCACACUGCAGGGAAUGUAAGUGCAUGACUGAGGACUAGAAUUGUCGUCAAAAUAUAUUUUCUGCACUCUGUGAUGCUAAGAUGUUCGUAAAGUUUCUGGUGUAACAAGCGGCUACGUUUUUUUUCUUUUUUGGCAGGGUUAAUACGCACAUAAUUUCCUUGAAGGUGUGUGAGAUUUGGUCAGCAAUGCUGAGACUGUGGUGAGGAAUCGUGGAGAGCAGCGUUUGCAACUUCUUGAUCUAAGCUCGUGCACAUUGCCCUGUGUGGGUACUUUGAAUGGUGACCACUUGCAUGCACCAUAGAGUGUUCUCUCGGAUUGGUUCAACUGGUGUGGCAUGGAUUCUACCAGGACGAUGGUGUGAAAUUUUUCAAGAAUUCUCAACAGGCUUUUCAAUUCUGUAACAAAUUGAACGCACCAAGCAAGGCAUUGAAUGUGACCAUGAAAACACAGCAUCCUGAAGUUAGUAGUACUCAGGUUCUCACAGAAAAAUAUUCAUGUGGUGAACUCUCGCUCAUAUUACCUCUUUCGAUGGACAUUGUUGUUUAUUUUGUAUGUGCUUUUGUUUUUCGUUGUUUUUAACCUCGUGUGCCAGUGUUCUACAAUGCACAAGAGCUACAGCGAAAAUCAUGUGCCAAUGGGACUCUAAAUGUAGCUUUCUUGCAAGCAACGACAUCUGAAGAGUGGGAUACUGUUCCGGUGGAUCACACGAACCUUUGACCACCGAGGUGCUUCAGAAGACCUGGUUGCUAGUGGCAUGGAGGACUGACAUUCUAUCAAAAAUCGCAGUGGGGAACUGUGGCGUGGUUUACAAUCGGAAGCCAUGCAGCGCUAAUUGCCACUGCGGCAAACGAAGCAUACAGUAUAUGGGACAAGAGCAGAGGUUGCCUGACGCUGUUGCACUGCCACCAAAUAGUGUGUUAUCCUGUACCGGCUCCUUGUGUGUGUACGGCACUGAAUGCCUGUGUGAACUGCUGUGUGUGCUCGCUUUUAUUGACUGACAUUGUGUGGGUCAAGGCUGUGGCAGCAGGGAAUGGUCAUUCCUGUAUUUCUUUACACUCCUCAACACGAAAUUUGUGCUGCGCGCUUUGUCGGCACGCAACGCACAGAUAGCGUGCAGCACUAUGCCAAAAGUGAUUUUCUUCCAGUAAACAAACGUUAAACUGCGCUCAAUAUUAUUCGGUUUCGCUCAUGCAAGCUUCAUCGUACAACUCAGUAACUACGUCCGGUCCACGUGACACAGCCAUACGCUUAAGCAUACAAGUUUUCGUCCUCAUUACGUUUCAUGGAAAGCUUGUCUAACAAGCUCGUCCAGCAGCACGUCCAACAAAGCUUGAACGAGCUGCCCUCGCAGCUGUGUCUAAGAGGUCCUAGACAGGCUUGCAUACUUCGAAUUUCCCUCCCGCGCAUGCGCUCUUGUGCAUGUUCCUUUCUACGAACAACGCGAGACGAAAACGGAAAAGCAGACGACACGAGCAAUUCUUUUUUCGUGCUGUUGCAACACCACCACCUAGAUAGCACAAGGCACUAGAUCCAUGACGCCAUGCUAACUGGCCCGACUACCAUAGAAUCUAAUGGGGAUGCUCCCGAGUAAGCAGCGGUGAUUUCGACGUCGCCGCUUUCGUCACGCCGGGUUUGUCAAUGUAAAUUUAGGGCCAGGUAGCAGGACGUCAUGGAUCGGAGUGAACAGGCCUCGUGCUACGUAGGUGGUGUUGGCUGUUGACAUAUCCCACGUGCAAGCGCCUGGACGCCCGACGACGUCAUCGUGGCUGUGACAUCGUAGCGGCUUAACGUUGGUCGCAACUAACACCGCGAGACCUGCCGCGCGGAACUGUUGUGAUCGAGGCUGUGUGAGGACGAGGAGGAAAAUUUUUUACUGCUUCACAAGCCUGCAUCUCGUCCAGAUACUGUUUAUGGGUGGUACAAAUCUGUCUAGGGCCUUUUGAACACCAACAUGAAAUGUAGCUCAUCGCGAUGCUCAUAAGACACCGCAAAGAUUAAAGUGCGCCGCGUCGGAAUUCGUACGGAACACCAUUUCUUUCUUCCAACCGUCCUGGAUGGGUUGCUACUGCAGCAGCCGUGAUGGAAAUCGCCCGCCGUUGUAAUUGUCUCAACAAGGGCGAUAAAUUCGAGGUUACUUUAGUAUUAUGCAUUAAGUUAUAUUCGUAGCCGGAUACGUUUGGUUAAUCCGCCCGCUCACUGCCGUGCGCGGCAUUUCGCCUGCGUGUUGAAAUAGCGUUUACAACCGGUUGUUCUUCUUCCGGUUCUUCGUAACCUGCCUUAGUCUUGACUCGUGUUGUUGUUUUGGUUUUUUAGAGAACGUUUCAAAUUUUCGAAUAAUGGAGAGCGUAGAAUGACGUCACUGCCAUGAUUGACAAGCUUUACGCGAACCGAGCAUCAGGCCUAGCCGCCUAGGUGCGCCACUUCCCUCAUUUGAAUCGGCCGAUUCAUGAUUUCGCUUGAAAAACUACGAGUGGGGUAAAUUGUACAACGGACAGGCUAACCUGUACAGCUUUACCGUUUUUACCUUCUGUGACUGUGACGCAUGGAAGGUGGGAGGGAAGCGUGCGUGAAAACGGACUCUCUCUUAUUGCAGCAUGCAGCAUGCCGUGUUGCCCGAUGUGUCACUGAAUUUGUAUGCCGCUUGACUGAAGGUAAAGUAACAUUAUCGGGGCACAGGAGCUGUGCGCAUUACUACAGUAUAGGAAGGAAAAUGAAAGCUGAAUUAUUGUCGACAGCUCAGCUGAAUGUUCUUCGCCGUUGCGUUACCCCUUUCACGCACCGCCUUUUAUUAUUUUCUUUUUUAUUCGCGUUUUUUUUUUUUUCUACACAUGCGUCAUUCCUGUGACUGUUGUCUGUAGUGCGCCUACGUUCUCCCGUUACGCGCCUCAAGUGACUUUGUUGUCCGGGCAUAGUGCAAUUUCGUUCACAUCCGUUCCGCAGCGUAACAACGGAUAAAAAUAAAGUUCAGCGUAUACUGCUGCAUGCUGCCAUGCGCACGUCAUCGCCAUCGCCAUAGAUAGAUGUUUUGCGCAGAAGAAAGGGCAGAGGAGAGAGGUCAGCCUAGGUCGUGAGUUCCAAACCCGCUUCUACCGGUUGCCCACUGCUAUAGGAUUCGAUACCAGUAUCAUCUGGCCAGAGCUAGCUGUGUUCCCUCCCCAAAAAUACGUCUUACGAUAAAGUUGUUCUUAAGAGCAAGUUGCAGCCAAUCAUGGCGAUGAGCAUAUUAUUAUAGCGAUGGCCGCCGGCGAAUGGCAAAGAGAACUUACGAAUUAAAAGCAUUGUGAGCCAGGUUCUCUGCUUUCUUUGUUGGCGGCACUUAGGUGGAAGUGAAAUUUUUUUUUUCGACACUUCAAGUUUCUUUUGGAAACACUGCGAGCAUAAACAAGCAUAACUGUCGAAACAACUUAAAGAACAAACAGCCAAACCCUGCUUUCUUGACGUUGUAUGUCAAAGGGCGAGUCGGUGUCUGACCAAAAGUAUAUCUUGAAGCUAUACUAAGAAGACCCAGCGGAUUACUCAGAAAGACAGCUAUGCAGUUAAGAACUGUGCUGGUAUAGGGAUCGAGCGCGGUACCACCACAAUUCCGGCGCAUUCGCUUUGUGCCAACAGAAAUAAUCAGGAUGCUAGCCGUUGGCGUGGGAGGGCAAACUAACCGAUAGCUGGAAGCGCUCGAUUAACUCCUAAAACUGCAAAGAUUUCUUUCGAGUGGCCAGUUAGUUAGCCAGAAGUGUAUAUCAAUGUUUGCGUUCAUUAAUCUUCCUCUAUCUCGCAGAUCACUGAGGAAUCUCUGGAGAUUGUUUGCGCCCACAAAGUUGUUUUGCCGGGAAUUCAAAGUUGUGCAUGAUCUUUCCUCGAGUCGUUAAGCGAUAAACCACUCGAACCACAAGAACAGCUAAUGAAAGUCUAGACCGUUACCGAAACAUUGCAACGUCUAAACCAAUUAACUCUCAGAUUAUAUGUUAUCUAGAUGCAUACUUCUAGACAACGUCCUGUGGCUUGCUAACCGUCCACGCGGUCAGUUUUCUAUAAUUUUCCAUAAUUAAAGUCGCCUAUCGCGCCUUUUGCAGUCAUUUCAAGAAGCAUUUCUGCAGGUUUUGUGUUUCGUGGAAAGCCGAGCUAUGCGAGCCGCUUGUAUCCAUUUCUACCCGUUGACGCUGAUAGCGGAGUUUUGAGCCGACGAACACCCACAACCGAGGCAGCUCUCGUUCAAGUACAAGAGACUCUGCGACGAUGCUUACAUGAUAGGCGCCGUGCCGAGAAAGCCUUCAAGCAUGCCGACGAGCCGUUUGUCUCGUGUUGCUUUCGCGAUCUUGCACGACAUACAGGAUUACGCGAAUGCCCGAACGCGCCGAGCACGUGGCUAAGUGUCCGCCCAGUUGCUCUUGCAUUCCCGGCGUGAUGAUUCACAGUAUUCUGUUUCAUUUUUAUAUUUAUUUAUUUUUUUAAUUCCGUCGCUAUGUGGACCGUGCUUUCCGGUGUGUUAAAGAGACGUCUCGCUAUCCAAACUAUAGACGACGGAAAGACAGUACGAUAUAUGUAUUGCUGCGCUCACUGCCAAGCUGUGACGCUUUCAAGUGGCUCGUUGCAAGCAGUUUGAUCGCUAGUUUGGUCAUUCAAAGUGAUUUUGUAUUCAAAAGAAUAUUGGACACUAUUUGCUUUAUUAAGAAAGACAACAAAAAAUUAAGAAAGGUUAACGCUCAUGUUGGAGUUUAUGUGAAGCAAAGCUUUCGUUAAGUGGUUAAUUAAAUGUCGUACAACUAAACGUGGCGCGUACAACUGUCAUUUUCAUCCUAUGCAACGUGUAAUUUCCUGGCCCCAGAUAUCAAAAACGCGACCAACAGGUUUCUAGUAAGAACAUCUCGUUUAAGUUAUCGUUAAAAGAAAGGAAAGCUACUACACCCUCAAAAAAGUGCAAGUUCUUAUGACUGGUCCAAAUGCAGAUCCUUCAUUAUAAGAACUUAUGCGACAGGUAUACCUAACACCCGCGAACGCAAUGCUAAUUCCCAAGGUCGCGAGAGAAUUGACAAAGUGGCCUUUCCUGAAACGGUGACGUUCAAAGUUUAAUGGCCAAUCUCGGCGCAAGUGGAUUGAAAGACUGAUCGCGUAAUUCAGGCGCAUACCGACCUUUUGCGAAGUAAACAGUAGUAAAUAGGCGUAAUGCCAACGGUACUUGGAGGUACACUGUCCGAGAAAGUGUAUACCUUCAAAAAACGUAGAACGAGCCGGAGCGUUUAGCAGUUCGUACAUGUAGCUGUUUUUCUUUUCUUUUUUUGCAUCAUCGCGCGCAUAUAGGGUGCACAUUCUGAAUGAAGCAGCGCGUGAGUGGCUGGCGUUUUCGUGAUAGGGCGCUUCAUAAUUAACGAGCUCUAGAGUCGCUUACACUUUCGGGUAUCCAGUGCGUUACGAAA
Dermacentor silvarum is the source of this 10850-nucleotide messenger RNA. RefSeq lists its product as uncharacterized. NCBI's taxonomy places the organism in Eukaryota, Metazoa, Arthropoda, Arachnida, Ixodida, Ixodidae. The transcript is spliced from 12 exons. Bases 427 to 2694 code for a protein of 755 amino acids. Gene Ontology annotation, cellular component: cytoplasm. The record is from RefSeq and is a predicted model, not a curated record. Gene Ontology annotation, molecular function: protein binding; chromatin binding.